GCAGAUCUCCGCAGCCUGGCAGGAGAGAAGGCUAAGCCCUCUGGCGUCAUGGAGAGGCUCGUCCUAACCCUGUGCACCCUCCCGCUGGCUGCGGCGUCUGCUGGCUGCGCCACGACGCCAGCUCGGAACCUGAGCUGCUACCAGUGCUUCAAGGUCAGCAGCUGGAAGGAGUGCCUGCCCACCUGGUGCAGCCCGCUGGACCAAGUCUGCAUCUCCAACGAGGUGGUCGUCUCUUUUAAAUGGAGUGUACGCGUCCUGCUCAGCAAACGCUGUGCUCCCAGAUGUCCCAAUGACAACAUGAAGUUCGAAUGGUCGCCGGCCCCCGCGAUGCGAGGCGUGAUCACCAGGCGCUGCUGUUCCCGGGCUCUCUGCAACAGGGCGCUGACCCCACAGGAGGGGCGCUGGGCCCUGCGAGGGGGGCUCCUGCUCCAGGUGGGCCUCGGCCUCCUCAGGGCCCUGUUGUGAGGGCCCUCCCUUUACACCCCCUCCUCGCCCUGCUGGCCCAUCCCGUCUCCUGCCUCCAACUGCCAUCCUGCCUCCGCCCCUUCCAGGACACUGGGGGGGACCCUCCCUCUCUGAGGUGGUGGGGAGGGUGCCAUUGCCUCCACCCCGGAUCUAGCCACCUCACUCCUCCCUAACGGGGGCCCCUUUGCUGGGGAACCCCAAGGAUUCAGCAACUGCUCCUCCUGGGGAAGGACAGUGCCUCUGAUGUGGGUGAUGGGAAGGACGGUGCCUCCCAUGUGGGUGAUGGGAAGGACGGUGCCUCCCGUGUGGGUGAUGGGAAGGACGGUGCCUCCGGUGUGGGUGAUGGGAAGGAUGGUGCCUCCGGUGUGGGUGAUGGGAAGGACGGUGCCUCCGGUGUGGGUGAUGGGAAGGACGGUGCCUCCGGUGUGGGUGAUGGGAAGGAUGGUGCCUCCGGUGUGGGUGAUGGGAAGGACGGUGCCUCUAAUGUGGGUGAUGUGGAAGGACGGUGCCUCUGAUGGGCAAUGGGGAGGGAUGGUUCUUCCGGUGUUGGGUGAUGGGGAAGGACGGUGCCUCUGGUGUUGGUGGUGGGAAAGACAGUGCUUCUGGUGGGCGAUGGCCCCUUGCAUGAGGCCCCUUGCCCUGAAUGCUGUCCAGGACCCUUCGAGGGGCAGAAGAACCCGGGUGUGGCCACAGAUGUGGUUCCCACUCUGCCUUCCCAUUUACAGCCCCCUCUGCCCAAGGGAAACCCAGGAAGGAUAACACUGUGGGUGCCCCCACCUGUGCAUUGGGACCACGACCUUCACCCUCUUGGAGACAAUAAACUGUCAUGCCCCCA
Molecule: messenger RNA, 1300 nt
Organism: Pongo pygmaeus (Bornean orangutan)
Lineage: Eukaryota; Metazoa; Chordata; Mammalia; Primates; Hominidae
Gene: LY6L
Product: lymphocyte antigen 6 family member L
Exons: 4
Coding region: 49-465 (138 amino acids)
Cellular component (GO): plasma membrane
Source: RefSeq, a predicted model, not a curated record